Eutrema salsugineum is the source of this 860-nucleotide messenger RNA. Its product is annotated as senescence associated gene 20. The record is from RefSeq and is a predicted model, not a curated record. The coding region runs from base 234 to 548 and encodes 104 amino acids. Lineage: Eukaryota; Viridiplantae; Streptophyta; Magnoliopsida; Brassicales; Brassicaceae. The transcript has a single exon.
CUUUCUUCUUCUCCCAAAUCAAAAUCCUAAUAAUCCCACCUUUUUUGUUUCUUCUCUCGAUUCCGGAAACUCGCCAAGAACUGGAUACUCUGGCGGAUUCAGAGACUAAGAACCGAGACGUGGUUCUGAAACUGUAUGACGCCCUGAGAUCUAGAGACGUCGAAUCUGUUCACCGGAUCCUAACCCCAGAUCUGGAGUAUUGGUUUCACGGCCCUCCGCCGCACCAGUUUUUGAUGCGCAUCCUCACCGGAGUCUCUCCGCCGUUCGAAUUCGUUCCGCUCUCCGUCGUCUCCUUCGGAUCGACCGUCAUCGCCGAGGGCUGCGACGCCGCUAGCUCCAUCUCCUGGAUCCACGCCUGGACCGUAGCGCAUGGGAUAAUCACUCAGGUGAGGGAGUACUCGAACACUUCUCUCACCGUCACCCGUAUCGGUAACGUUGUCGCCGGACGCUCUGCUGAGAUUGCGCCGUCGCAUUGUCCCUCCGUGUGGGAAAGCCAACUCUCGGGUCGGGCUGGAAAAUCCGUCCCGGGUCUGGUUCUGGCGAUUUAGAAAGAGCCACGUCAGGGAAUAACUAAAUAAAGGCUGCUUACGUGUCAGUGUCUGGUUGGUUUGCUGUUUAUGGGUUGAAGGAUUUUCGUGCGGUUGAGACGCGGUGUGUGGCUGACGGCUAAGGCCGCGUUUUUGGCUGUCGCUAAAGUUCUUCUUUUGUUGGAUUUUUUUUUUUUUUAAUUUGCUUAAAAAAUCGUGCUUUUGUGUUUCAGUGGGUACAAGCAUGGGGAAACCCAAGUUGACUUGUCCCGUUGCGUCUGAUGUAACGUUUGGUUAUGUUAUAAUUGAAAUAAAAAAGUGCUUUAGGGAUCU